AGAGGCUUACAUAGUUUCCUGUGUUAGGACAGGAUGUGGUAGACUACAUGUUGAACUGUAGAUGCAAAUGGCACAUGUACAGGAUGGAGGUCACAUCACUUGUCUUCAUGCUCUCCACACUCAGCAUCACCCCCAACAGACUGCAGUUCUUCCAGUAUGACAGAAUUGAACUCAAGUGUGUGGCAAAUUCUACUGGCUGGACAGUGAAGAGAAACACUGGCUCAAAGAUUGAGGAAUGCACGUUUGGCUGGGGAACACCGAGUGAGUCGUCCUGCAUCAUUGAGGAUGCCUACCCUAAAGAUACUGGAGUGUACUGGUGUGAAUCUAAAAAGGAGUCCAGCAAAAACAUAACAAUCACAGUGAUUGCUCAUGGUGUGAUCUUGGACAGCCCCAUAGAUCCAGUGAUGGAGGGCAACCAAGUGACAAUUCGCUGCUCCUACAAGGGAGAAGAUGAGGACAUUUCAAAGUCAGAUUUUUUAGCUGCAUUCUACAAAGAUGGUGUUUUCAUAGGGACAGGUGAUGCAGGGACGAUGACCUUUUCAGCUCUGUCAAAAUCUGACGAAGGCUUCUAUAAGUGUAAACACCCAUCAAAAGGAGAGUCGAGGCAGAGCUUCCUCGCAGUAAGAGUGGAAUUCAAGAAAGUCAAUCCUACCACCCUGCCUCCUCCUCCUCCUAUCAUACCCUGGGCCAGAGUGAUUUCUAGUGUCCUUCUCUUCAUCCUCUACAACUGUGUUCUUGUACUGUGUAUCUACAUCUACUGGAAGUGGGCUCGAGGCAGAACGAAAAGUAACGCUUCUGUUCGUGAGUUGCAGCCAUGAUGAACCCUGCUGGAAAUACCAAAGAAAAGAUGAACUGCAACAUUUUUCAUACAGAACCUGGUCAUGUGCUAGCUUUUAUAUUCACACCAGGAGCAUUGCAAUGAAGUAUCUCAACAUUUAUCCUUCUUAAAAAGUUGAUUCUGUUCAUCUGGACGUAGCGUUUUCAGUGGCAAAACAUUUCGUCAUCCGAGUGACUUCUUCACUCUCAGCUGACUGCAGGUUUCCCCAAUCUUAUAAACAGUACAUUUGACAAUAACUGAAACUAGCACCACUGAAUACAGGGAAAAUACAGGGAAGAGAAGGAAGGAGACAGACAACAUGAGGAAGACACAGAAUGAGGGUGAGAGAGUCAGAGAUAAAGAGCCACGACUGGGGAAAUAGAAAUGCAAAUAAACAUUGACACAAGACUGACUAGGGAAUGCAGGAAGAGAUACAAGAAAAAGACUAAGAUAGGCUGCAUAAAGAAGGAACUGACUAAACUAAAACAAGGAACUAAGAACUAGAAACUAGAAACAAAAAUUGAGACUGAAGAAGUCACUUGGAUGGGUGGCAAAACGUCCAGAAGAACAGAAUCAACAUUUUGGGAUUUGCUUACCUGGAUGAAUAAAUGCAUCAAGACAACAUUUAUUGUUUUU
This is a messenger RNA of Oreochromis niloticus (Nile tilapia), 1453 nucleotides long. RefSeq lists its product as uncharacterized. Gene Ontology annotation, biological process: immune response; cell surface receptor signaling pathway. The transcript is spliced from 5 exons. Gene Ontology annotation, cellular component: external side of plasma membrane. Bases 48 to 818 code for a protein of 256 amino acids. NCBI's taxonomy places the organism in Eukaryota, Metazoa, Chordata, Actinopteri, Cichliformes, Cichlidae. Gene Ontology annotation, molecular function: transmembrane signaling receptor activity. The record is from RefSeq and is a predicted model, not a curated record.